Molecule: messenger RNA, 1138 nt
Organism: Fusarium verticillioides 7600
Lineage: Eukaryota; Fungi; Ascomycota; Sordariomycetes; Hypocreales; Nectriaceae
Exons: 1
Coding region: 65-1096 (343 amino acids)
Source: RefSeq, a predicted model, not a curated record
CUCUCUGCAAAAUUCUCUCACCAUUCUGUUGUCUCACAUUUGACCUUUCUUUUCAUUCGCCACCAUGGUUUCUCUCGCACAACGACUGGGUAAAUGGUACCAGUUUCGUUUCAAAAAUCUGACGCUCAAUGUCCCUAGCACUUGCAUCACAAAUAAUGGAGCCCUUAGUUUACUCUUCAAAGACAAGGAUGAAUACGAGAUGAAAGGUGUAUACGAGUUGACUGGCCACGUCUUUGUGGACUAUAUAAUGUCACACACCUAUGAAGUUGACUAUGAGGCCGCAGAGCAAGACGAGUAUAUAGCUUUGAGAGAGUACAAGAUCGCACUCCAGGCCUGGGCUGUCGGACGCAAGUAUAACAUCCGCGGUCUAGCUUUGCUAGCCAGAGACCAUGCUGUCAAGCUGGCUGAGCAGCAUCUGCGCCCUGUCUUGGCACUGGUUGCGACAGUUGAUACUCCCUUGGUGAUGAAGCAUAUCACCGGCAUCAUCCACCGAAUUGACGACUACACUGAGGAGUUCCUGCAGAGCUUGACAAGACAAGAGGCGAGAGACAUUCUCUUGUCCGUGAAACCUCCCAAAACAGUGGGUUGGCUGUGGGCAACGCUACAGUUGAUGCGGAAAGCCCAGGGGCCAGCUCUGGAACGAGGCUGGUAUCUGGUUCACCAGACCCUUCCAACCCUUGUGCCAGGAUUGGGAGAAUGUCUGUCGCUUCUAGAAGAACUGAGACGAGUCAUACAAGAAAGUGAGUAUAGGGCUCCUGCAGCUAUUGACCCCUUCGACGAUGCCGUGGAGCACGUUCUGAAUCCAUUCAAUCACUGGAUCCCAGAUGCCAAGAUCAAAUGUGGAAAAGUCAUGCGCGCCAUGGUCAGAAACUUCAACAGUUGCCAGAAGAUCGGCACCCGCAAUAAGGAGAAGCCGCCCGAGAGGGACAAGUACUUUUUUUACUAUUCAUUCAUAGACUGUUGGAAAUAUUCUACAUCAUUUCAGGAUAAGGCUGUUGCCUCUUGGAAGACGAUUUACGAGAUACGUCUUUUGAUAGACACAUUAGCGGGAGAGUUAUUGGAUUUCUGUUUAUCAGCAAGUCAGAUAUGUUGGUAAUGAUACCAUGAUUAAAUUGUAUGAGAUGUUUGUUGUAUGGGA